Blepharisma stoltei is the source of this 1395-nucleotide messenger RNA. The record is from the annotation of a GenBank genome assembly. Lineage: Eukaryota; Ciliophora; Heterotrichea; Heterotrichida; Blepharismidae.
AUGAAGCCAACUAUUACAAAAGGUCUUUAUAAAUCUCUAACUCUCUAAUACUUAGGAGUGAAAAUUUUUUUUACUGUAAAUAAUUAUACAUUGGAAAGGAUUCUGUAUAUUUAAAAGAAAAGCUUUUAUUUUUAGCUUAUGUCUAAGAAUUCAAGUUGCUUAAAAUAAAAUAGAUUUACCUAGAUAUUUAAAAUAGCAAAGUAUUAUAUCAAUAUCAAAAUAUUUUCAUAAAAAAUCCUUUCUUGGUUACUUUCCUAAAAUUUCAAAUCUGACUAGGAGAGGAAGAGAGCUUCCUCCUAAUGAACUUGUAAUGAAUCUGAUCGAAAUUUCUAAGCAGCACAAAGCAGUCAUGGGAGGCGGCAUCAGAGAAAGCAUUUUAAAAAGCUUUGAAGACCUCAUCAACGAAAACAAGCUGAAAAACCUAGAUUUCGCUCGCUUAGCCAAUAUCCCUAAACUAUGUGAUCGAAUUGAGCUAUAUAACGUUCAAUUCUACAUGAUUAUUGCUAAUGAGAUCCAAAACAAGUUGCAUCAAUGCAAUGAUAAAGUUUUCUAUUAUCUUUCUGAUAUUGCUUAUUAUUACACCAAUUUCAAGCACUUCAUGAACCCAUCCUUCUACCGCUCUUUAGAAAAUCACGCAUUAUCUUUAAUUGAUAAAGCGGCACUUAACAAUAUUAUAUCAGUUUCAGUAAACUUAAACAAAAAUAUUGAGUUAAGUGAUGACUGGAUUGCUGCAUUUGAAAAAAAUUAUAUAUAAAAUAAUUGCAAUUAGAGAGAUUUUUAUUUAGGAAUUAAAGGCUAGAAAAAAUACCAUAAGUAGGUAUAUAGGGUUUCCCCUAGAUAGCCCUGCAAGGGCUGUGGAUUAAGCGGAAUCUUUCAGUUGGCCCGACCAACUCUCCAACCAAAGGAUUCCGCCCAGAAUCCACAGCCCUUGCAGGCUUAUUUAGGGGAAACCCCUAUAUAAGCAAACACCAAACAGUUGGGGUAAAAGAUUUAGGGCUCAUUGGAACUUUUCUGACUAGCUGUCCGAGUGUUGGAAAAAAUGAAAAAUUCAAUGAAGCAUUCUUAGGAGAUGUGAGAACUUUGAAAGAUAACUUGUGGAUGAUAAAUAUAGCACAAGUGGUGGGAGGGAUUGGAAAAAAAGGAAUUAAAUGUGAUGAACUUAUUGAGGAUCUGCAUAAAAAAGCGAUUGAGAUGAUACCAAAAUCGCAACCUACAGUUGUGAAGGAGGUGGGGAGAGCUUUUGAAGCGUUUGAUAGGCAAUUGGAGGUACCGUUUUACACACAUGUGAGACAUGCACAUCAGAAGACUGAAAGUAACACAAUUAAGAGAAAUAUUAGGUUCUUGGAAGAACAAUAUGAUUACGGGGCGUAUUCAUCUGGGAGUGAGGAUAGAUAA